CGGGGCCGGUGCUACGCUGCCGCCGUGCGGCGCCCGGAGCCGGCCCGCUCUCCUGCCCCGUGCCCUCCGCACAGCCUCGGGCCUGGGCUGGGCUUGGGCCCGGGCGGCGGCUGCUCCCGCCAUGGUGCGGUGCGGCGCGGCGGUGCUGCGGAAGUACAGCAACUUCAUAGACGAUUUGCGGGUCUAUGUGAGAGGAGGAACUGGUGGAAUGGGUUAUCCUAAUCUGGGAGGGGAAGGAGGAAGAGGUGGUGAUGUCUGGUUCGUCGCCCGAGAAAGGACUACCUUAAAGAGCAUUAGGGAGAAAUAUCCCCAGAAGCGAUUUGUAGCUGGAGCAGGAGCCAACAGCAGUGUUAAAGCUCUAAAAGGUGAAAAAGGAAAAGAUUGUGAAGUUCACGUGCCUUUGGGAAUUUCAGUUCUUGAUGAUGAUGGCAAGCAGAUUGGAGAGCUUAAUGCAGCAGGAGAGAGAUUCUUAGCGGCUCGUGGAGGUCUUGGAGGCUCUUUGGCUACAAACUUUCUGCCUUGCAAAGGUCAGAGGAGAACUGUUCACCUUGAUCUGAAACUUAUAGCAGAUGUUGGCUUAGUUGGGUUUCCAAAUGCAGGAAAGUCAUCCUUGUUAAGCAAGAUUUCACAUGCCAAACCUGAGAUUGCAAAUUAUGCAUUCACAACAAUACAGCCUGAACUAGGAAAGAUCAUGUAUGCAGAUUAUAAGCAGAUUUCAGUAGCUGAUCUCCCAGGACUGAUUGAAGGUGCACAUGCAAACAAAGGAAUGGGCCACAAAUUUCUCAAACAUGUAGAGAGAACCAAACAGCUUCUCUUAGUUGUUGAUAUUUCUGGGUUUCAGCUGUCUAUGAAGACUCCAUUCAGAACAGCCUUUGAAACAAUAUUGCUUCUAACAAAGGAACUGGAGCUGUACAAAGAGGAACUUGUAUCAAAGCCUGCACUUCUUGCCAUUAAUAAAAUGGAUUUGCCUUGUGCAAAGGAUAACUUGGAUGAACUUAUGACACAACUAGAGAAUCCUCAGGACUUCUUUCACUUACUAGAGGAAGAAAUGAUUCCAGAAAAUACUCUUGAAUUCAGAGAGGUGAUUCCUGUAUCUACAUAUACUGGAGAAGGAAUUGAGGAACUCAAAACAUGUCUAAGAAAAUCCAUAGAUGAGCAAGCAGAGCAGGUGAAUGAAGAAUAUCGGAAAAAGAAACUCCUGCUUUUACAAACUUCCAAAGAAGAACAAAUUAAUAGAAGCUGGCAUUCCUGAAUGGAUCCAGCACAUUUUAAUAUUUUAACUAUGCACAUGAAGCCUUUGUUGUGCAGACCUUCCAUUUCAUUGCUCCCUCUUCCAUCAUUGCCUGCUUACCUCCAUUUCUUUAGGCACUUGGGUAGGGCACAGUGGGGAAAGAGACAAGUUUUUUUUUUUUUAU
This is a messenger RNA of Onychostruthus taczanowskii (white-rumped snowfinch), 1415 nucleotides long. RefSeq names its product GTP binding protein 10 (gene GTPBP10). Bases 122 to 1252 code for a protein of 376 amino acids. NCBI's taxonomy places the organism in Eukaryota, Metazoa, Chordata, Aves, Passeriformes, Passeridae. Gene Ontology annotation, cellular component: mitochondrion. Gene Ontology annotation, molecular function: GTPase activity; magnesium ion binding; GTP binding. The transcript is spliced from 10 exons. The record is from RefSeq and is a predicted model, not a curated record.